AUUCGAGGACCCUGCCCUCCCCCCACAACCCCACUAUUAAUUAUGCAGAUAUAAAUAAAAAAAUUUAGUUCUUCAACUGCAUACAUGCUGGAAAAUGAUAACCAAGAAUUUCUUAAAAUUCAUAUUUUACUAGUGGAGACAUGGUUAGUCUUAGUGGUAAAGUGAGUACGGAACAUGGAAUCCGAACAACAGCUACAAAGUUCUUCAACUUUGUCUUGAAGCAACUUCACCACGUUCAGAACGUUACUGAAAGAGUGCAUCAAACCAAGUUGCAGCAAGGGGACUGGUAUAACAUUGGUUCAGUUAGACACUGGACUUACGUCAUAGAUGGAAAGGUUGUAACAUGCAAGGAUAACAUUGACGCCAUUGACGAAAGGAACAUGAUAAUCACAUACAACGUUUUUGAAGGAGAUGUAAGUCAGCAGUUCAAGACCUUGAAGCUCAUCUUUCAAGCUAUUGAUAAGGAUGAUGGUAGUGCUUUCGUUAAAUGGACUUUUGAAUAUGAGAAGAUCAAUGAGAAAGUUGAACCUCCUUAUAGCUAUGUGGACCUCUUCACCAAGAUUACUAAAGAUAUUGAUACUCAUCUCGUCCAGGCAUAGCACCAAAUUAAAGUUGUAAGGAAUAAAAGAAUAGUGGGUUUGGCUUGAGGUUAGUGCUUUUCUAAAUAAGUAGCGUGAACUUGGAUAAAGAAUAAGGAUGUUUGCUUCUUUUCUUUGUAAUGAGUAAACUUGAAUUAGAUGCCUACUGAUGUAUUGAUUAUGUAAAAUAUAUGUGAAAGGGUUCACUACAAUAAUAAACGGAUAUAAAAUAUAAAUGGGAAUAAUAUUUAUUUUA
Messenger RNA from Gastrolobium bilobum, 834 nucleotides. Its product is annotated as MLP-like protein 43. The transcript is spliced from 3 exons. NCBI's taxonomy places the organism in Eukaryota, Viridiplantae, Streptophyta, Magnoliopsida, Fabales, Fabaceae. The record is from RefSeq and is a predicted model, not a curated record. Gene Ontology annotation, biological process: defense response. The coding region runs from base 141 to 599 and encodes 152 amino acids.